ACCAGCUCAAGGUCGCACAGGCGAAAGCGCGGUCAGGUUUCGAGGUGGGUUGCGUUCCUUCGGUGUCUAACCGUUCGUAGUCUUCGCACUCUCGGCUCUUACUUUCGCUUUCUAUAUUCUCUGGAAGCAAAGUUUGUGUGUUUGUUGUUUAUUACUAUUUACAUUGAAAUUCAACCCACACACGCUUCUCUGGAUUCUCCCUUAAUAAAAAAGUACCAUCUGGCUGAGCGCAAAUUGCUGCAACCGAAUUUUAUUCUGUUUCCUUGUUGAGUCAGAAAGAUAAAAAUUUCACUACCAAGACUAAGCAAGUCGUUCCUCGGUGUUAUGGAAGUCAUCACUAUACCUGCCUUGUCAGAUAAUUACAUGUACGUAGUUAUCGACAGAGCGUCCAAUAUAUGUGCAGCUGUGGAUCCGGUGGAACCCGAUAAAAUUUUAAGUGCAGUCAAGCAACGUGGUUUGCAGCUUAAAUCCAUAUUAACAACUCAUCAUCACUCGGACCACGCUGGAGGGAACGUUGACCUUGUAACUAAAUGCAAGGAACAAGGAUUAGGGGCACUAAAGGUGUACGGAGGAGAUGAUCGUAUUGGUGGUUUGACUGAUACUGUGUCGCACGAUUAUAAAAUGAAGAUUGGGAGCAACCUCAAUGUUCGUUGCUUAGCUACCCCUUGUCAUACUACUGGUCAUAUAUGUUAUCUGGUUACUGAGGAAAACAGUACCAAAGAGGGAGCAGUAUUCACUGGAGACACGUUAUUCCUUGGAGGAUGUGGAAGAUUUUUUGAAGGAACUCCCGAGCAAAUGUUUAAGGCACUUAUUGAAACUCUCUCGAAGUUACCAACAGCAACGAAAGUCUAUUGUGGACACGAAUAUACUGUAAAAAAUCUAGAAUUUGGCCUAACUGUCGAACCAAAAAAUGAGGCGCUUAAACACCGGUUGGAAGCUGUAAAACGUUUACGUGCGUCUAACCAAGCAAGUGUUCCUGGUACGAUAGGGGAGGAAUUGGCAACCAAUCCUUUCAUGCGUGUUUCUGAACCGGAUGUUCUCGCACAUGCGAAAACUACUGAUCCUAUUAAAGCAAUGAAAACGAUUCGCGAACAAAAAGAUAUUUUCUAGAUUUGGGAACUACCUGUCUCGUGAUACAACUUCUCUAAUGGAACCAGUGUAUACAUGUUUAUAUUCUUAAACAAUCUUAUUCUUUUUAUCUCAGUUCUGAACAUGGAUAAAUUACAUCUCUAUAAAACCAAUUACAUAAAUUUGUUACU
Messenger RNA from Schistosoma turkestanicum, 1259 nucleotides. The record is from the annotation of a GenBank genome assembly. Lineage: Eukaryota; Metazoa; Platyhelminthes; Trematoda; Strigeidida; Schistosomatidae.